This is a messenger RNA of Porites evermanni, 1419 nucleotides long. The record is from the annotation of a GenBank genome assembly. NCBI's taxonomy places the organism in Eukaryota, Metazoa, Cnidaria, Anthozoa, Scleractinia, Poritidae.
CGGCAUUGCAACACAGUUGACAAACCAAUAACAAUUAACGUUAUACAGAAGGAGAUCGAAAAACGCAGUUUCACAGUUCCUACAUAUCAAACAGUAUACACUGGAAACUGUAGGUCUGGCAUCUCCAUAAAAACUGUUUUCAAAUAUGCUCUAAAGGGGGCUCAAAUUGGAAAAACGAUUGGAACGAUGUUGAAAGGCCCGGUUGGUGGUGCUGUGGGUUUUGUUGUUGGAGGUGUAAUAGGAGGUAUCGUUGGAGCUUUCAAGAAGUCAAUAUUUGGUUGCUCCAAUACUUACGAAAAAGUGCCAGCAGAGCCCCAAAUUGUGGAGUACGACCACAAAAUAUAUAAAGUGAAAUCAGUGGAGCAGAUCAUUAAGGAAGUGAAAUGCAAUGGUCACACAAUGAGGGCAAAGCCAGGUGGACACGGACCGCCAUACCAAUGCUGCAAGCAAUAUGGUUGUGAAACUAAAGUAAUGAACCCCAAGUGUAUAUUAGACAACGAGGAAUGUCUUCUAUCCAUGACAGAACUUAAGUUCACGCUGGAUGCUCUGAAUAAAACACUGCAAUCGGAAUUCUUGUCUUUAAGAUCCUCUGUGGAGAGGGUCCAAAAAGCGACGUUUUCUUUUGAAAAAGCCAGAGUCCUUCAUAAGAACGCUGUUUCUCAGCUGAAACAAAUCGAAGCACACACGAAACAAAAACUUUCAGUUGUGGAGAUCACAAAUGCUUCGAUGAUUCACACUCGACGGAUUGUUGACAUUGGGUUGAAAAUAGCGCAGGCAAUGAAUUCUUCCGAUAACGGGAAAGUUGUAGACGUUGACGACCUGCACUUUUCUCUUUCCGUGGUGUCUGGGGACGCCAAACAGAUUGUUGUGCAAAGUAAUGCAAGCACACUUAGUGGCAAGCAAGUGCCAGUCCGCUUUCUUCUUAAUUUCGACCAAAUGCAACGUUCAAUUUCUUCGGCAUCCAAGAACAUUAUCGUCGACUUAUUUGGUGGAAAACACGCAAGAAAAAAGCGAUCAGCUGCAGAAGACGCAGGAGGCUCUACACAUUCUGUACAUUCGAGCUUUAUGGAUUACCCAUACGCGUGCCUUUUUGUCAACAACACAAACUUGUACUUCAGCUACAUGUUCAAAUCUUUGCAUACCCUUAUUUCUUCAGUCAAAGGAUUACACCAAGACCUGACGUUUGGAAUACACGACCUUGAGCAUCUAUCCCAGACAAUGAAUGCUACCGGUUCUUUUUCGAAUGCCUCAAAAACAGCAAAUAACUACAGCAAAGAAUAUCUAAACAGCUCUUUCGUGACAGGAUUCCUAGAAGUCAUACAGGUGUUAAAAGACGAGAAUAUCAAGAUGAUGAAUGGUUCUUCUCAAUCUUGGAAUGACACUUUUGAGGCUUGGAGAGCUUUCCUGGAGGUAUACACC